Andrographis paniculata is the source of this 2905-nucleotide messenger RNA. Its product is annotated as kinesin-like protein KIN-14S. The coding region runs from base 176 to 2644 and encodes 822 amino acids. NCBI's taxonomy places the organism in Eukaryota, Viridiplantae, Streptophyta, Magnoliopsida, Lamiales, Acanthaceae. Gene Ontology annotation, molecular function: microtubule motor activity; microtubule binding; ATP binding. Gene Ontology annotation, biological process: microtubule-based movement. The record is from RefSeq and is a predicted model, not a curated record. The transcript is spliced from 13 exons.
CUUUACAAAAAUAUAGCCGUUGGGAAGAAAAUCCGUUCAGUUUAUUUGUUUCCUUAACGUUCAUCUUCCUCUCUCUCUCUCUCGCUCGCUCGCUCUCACUCUCUGCUCUGGAAUUCUGAUCUAUUGCUCGAUAAUUUUCAUUCAAUCAGGCGGACGAAGAUUGUUCACUACAAUCAUGGAUGAUCGAAUCCUAGAAACCUCAUGUUCGAAUUUUGAUCAGGCUGUUACGCUAUCCAAUGGUGAGUUUGAAAAUUUCGGUGUAGAUCGUGUUCCAGACACUCCAAAGGAAGAAGCUGAAAAAAUUGAAGGAAAUGUUGAUUCUGCGUGUAAAGAUAGUGCCUCCUCUGGUAAUACCGAAGAAUCCUAUUCUUGUGAGGGGCAAACCCUUCCUAUUAUUCCGAAAAUCGAAGGUCUCAGCAAGAAAAUUCAGAAAAUAAAGGAGAACUAUGAACAUUUGCGGGAGGAAGUGAAGGGGAUCCCUGAUUCUUUACUUGAUUUUGAAUCUGUUUCUGCUCUACAAAAAUUCAGUAAGGAAUGUGAAGAUCUAAGAACGAAAUACGUUGAAGAGUGUGAAUUACUGAGAAAUAAGUGUCUCGAAGAAUGCUGUGAAAGAAAAAGACUUUACAAUGAAGUGAUUGAGCUGAAAGGGAACAUCAGGGUCUUUUGUAGGUGCAGGCCACUGAAGCAAGACGAGAUUGCCAAUGGCACAACUUCUGUCGUUGAUUUCAACUCGUCCCAGGAAAAUGAGAUGCAAAUUAUUUGCUCUGAUUCUUCGAGAAAGCAUUUUAAAUUUGAUCAUGUAUUCAAGCCUGAGGACAACCAAGAGGAUGUGUUUCUUCAAACUCUUCCAUUGGUGACAUCUGUCUUGGAUGGCUACAAUGUGUGCAUAUUUGCUUAUGGACAAACGGGUACGGGGAAGACGUACACAAUGGAAGGAACUUCAGAAAACAGAGGAGUAAACUACAGGACUCUGGAGGAGCUCUUUAAGUUGUCCAAGAGUCGAAGUAGUAUAAUGAGAUAUGAAUUAUGUGUUAGCAUGUUGGAGGUUUACAAUGAAAAGAUUAGGGAUUUACUUGUCGAGAAUUCAAACCAACCUGAGAAAAGGUUGGAGAUCAAACAAUCUGCUGAGGGCACUCAAGAAGUCCCUGGACUAGUCGAAGCUCGUGUUCAUAACACGGAAGAAGUUUGGCGCCUGCUAAAAUCAGGAAGUCAAGCAAGAUCCGUUGGGUCCACCACUGCCAACGAGCUGAGCAGCCGUUCUCACUGCUUGUUAAGGGUCACUAUCGCUGGCAAAAAUCUAGUAAACGGGCAAAUGACAAGAAGCCAUUUGUGGCUAGUCGACCUGGCAGGAAGUGAGCGCGUUGGUAAGAUUGAUGUCGAAGGCGACCGUUUGAAGGAAUCACAGUUCAUAAACAAAUCCUUAUCUGCACUGGGAGAUGUUAUCUCUGCAUUAGCUUCCAAAUCAUCUCAUAUUCCUUACAGGAACUCUAAACUCACACAUAUGCUGCAAAGCUCUCUCGGCGGAGAUUGUAAAACAUUGAUGUUUGUACAAAUCAGUCCCAACACAGCCGACUUGGGAGAGACCCUUUGUUCCUUGAAUUUUGCAAGCCGCGUCCGGGGAGUCGAACAUGGACCUGCGCGUAAACAAUCAGACCAUGGAGAACUCCUCAGAUACAAGCAGCUUUUAGAAAAAGCAAAACAAGAUGAGAAGGAAAUGAAAAAGUUGCAGGACACGGCGCAAGCAUUGCAGCUCAGACUUGUUUCGAGAGAAAGCAUUUGCCGAAAUCUUCAAGAAAAGGUUCGAGAUCUUGAGAAUCAGCUAGCCGAGGAGAGGAAAACAAGGAUGAAACAAGAAAGUCGAGCAUUAGCCUCGAUUUCUACUCACUCAGUUUUGUCGAAUCCAAACAACCAACCUUCAAUGGAUAAAAAACCUCCAUUGGCUCCUUCAAGAUUAAGGCCUCCGCUGAGAAGAAUUACAAACUUCAUGCCGAUAAGAUCUCCAGUUCCCGUGAGCAGAAACAGCAGCAGCAUGUCGACAUCCUUCCUCCCAACAGUGAAUGAAGAAGGGAAAGAGAAUCCUCCUCUGCCACGAGCACCUCUCAAGGUGUGGAAAGAAGCGAGACGAGGCUCCAUGGCAGUAGUGGGGCCUUCUCCAUCAUCAACCAUAACCGGACGAGCUUUCCAGCCUAAGAGGCGAGCAUCUGUAGCAACUCUCGGGCGCGAAUCCACAUCCAACACGAUGGUGAUGAUGACUCCAUUACAACGAUCAUCCAUGAGAACAUCGAGACCUGAUGUCGGCAGGCAUUCGCUUGUUCCAUCAACCAUAACCGGACAGGCUUUCGCUACAAAGAUGAUGAUGAUGACUCCACUACAAAGAUCAUCCAUGAGAACACCGAGACCCGACAACCGUGGCGUCGGCAGGCAUUCACUUGUUUGGGAUCCACAACAAGUAUCAUCAUCUAGGGUGUGUUCUCCUCCUCCUCCAUUGAGAGCAGCAGCAAGUUCGGAGGCGGCCGCGGUGACAUUUCGCAGCAGCAGCAGGAAGUUCAGAGGGAGUCCUCCUCCUCAGACUGUGUGGUCGUGGAAGCCGAAGCACCCUACAGUGGUGGCGCUGCAGAAGAAGCAUUUGGGACGGAGUCCAUGAACCUGAGGGAGGAAUUUAAUGGUAUUUUGAGCAAAGAAACAAAAAUAUAUAUAUAUAUAUAUGUAUAUGCUGUUCUAUUCUUUGGUUGUAGUGUCUUUUCUUGUAGUCUUCUUCUUCUUCAGUUGGUGCUUGCUGUCUGUGUGUGUAUUUUAGGAAUCUAGUAGUGGUGGUAGUAGAAAUGCAAGAAGAUAUAUGAGUGAGCAUUGAGAAAUUUGAAGAAUAUCUAUAUAUAUUAUAUGUGUGUGUGUUAUGAUAACUUUU